UCAUUUAUUUUAAAAUGGCAUAUCAAAUUGUCGAUGUCAUAGACAUAUCCAAAGGUAAAGUUGAGGAUUUAAAUCAAAUAACUGCUAAGAGCUUAUUGAAAUUUGUAUUGAAUUUUAAUGGAAGCACGGCUUAUGCUAUUGAACAAGAACCAAUUGCUCCUAAAAACGCAAAUUCCUUAUCAUUGAAAGGACAGACAAUUAUUAUACAGUUAGAUAAAAUUAAAUCUUUUAAUGGCAUACUUUUCUUGACUCAAUCAAAUUGUAAAAUAAUGUAUAAUCCACAACUUAAUAAAGACAUAAAAGUUUUCAAUGAUAAAGCUGAUAACCAAAUUCUGAAAGAUUUCGAAAAAGGUGGCCUUUCAUAUUAUAAUAGUUCAGGACAUAAUUUAAAACCUCCUCCAUUCAUACCCUUUGAUAACAGUAUUACAGGUUCCAAUGCAAAUAAUUUAAUGAUCUAUCCACAAACAAAUUUAAACAAAAGUUAUCACUCAACUGAAUCACUCAAUAAAUCAAACAGGUUUGAUCAAAACAACAAGGCCGAGUCAUUCUUUAAUAAUACCCAAAAAUUUAAUAAUCCACAUAAAAAGGAUAGAUUUGAUGAUAAAAAUAGCAAUUUUCAAAAAGAUAAAAAAAUAUAUAAACCAGAUAAUCUUGCUAAUAACUCUAACUAUACAUCUAAAAACAAUAACACACGUCCACGUAAUUAUCCUCCUCCAUCUAAUAUUAGUUCCAACAAUUUUUCUGGAAAUUAUAUGAAUGCCUUUCCUCCUAUAAACAACAAUAAUUUUCCUCCUUUAAACCUGCAAAAUUUUCCUCCACCUAAUAACAUGCACAAUUUUCCCCCACCUAAUAGCAUAUCAAAUUUCCCUCCACCUGGUAUGCAAAAUCCUUAUAAUAGUAACAUCUAUCCAGCAAAUAAUAUGUUUAAUAUGCCAAAUCCAUACAUGAAUCAAAAUUUACCUCUUAAUUUUAAUCCCUUUAAUGCACAAAAUAACUAUCAAUACCGUUGACUUAUUUU
Gordionus sp. m RMFG-2023 is the source of this 1018-nucleotide messenger RNA. RefSeq names its product probable ATP-dependent RNA helicase ddx42. The record is from RefSeq and is a predicted model, not a curated record. Lineage: Eukaryota; Metazoa; Nematomorpha; Gordioida; Chordodea; Parachordodidae. Bases 15 to 1010 code for a protein of 331 amino acids. The transcript has 4 exons.